ACGUCACGUAACAAAAUUCUUAACGAGUGGAGCUGGCCCCUGAUCCAUCGAACAGUUUUAAAUGUUGGCUGCCAGAAUGCGUUUCGUGCAAUAUUUGCGUAAGGGUGACCUCGCCAAGCGUCUUGGUCUGCUUGCCGACGAUCAAAAGUCGCUUGUUGAGUUGUCCGGAGCGGAGGGUGUGCCCUGCGAUUUGAAGACUUUGAUUGCACAAAAUCCCAAUCUCGACGAGCUUGCGCAAAAGGCUCAAAGUCAGCCGAAGCUUACCUUGAACGAUGACGUCACACUGCUGCCUCCACUCACCGAACCGGGCAAAAUAAUUUGCAUUGGUCUCAACUACCAAGAUCACUGUGAUGAGCAGAACAAGCCGGCGCCAAAGGAGCCCAUGUUUUUCAGCAAGUACAACAACACAUUGGUGGGGCCAACGGAUAAUGUGAUAGCCCACACUGCGAGUGACAAAAUCGACUGGGAAGUGGAACUGGUGGUCGUCAUUGGCAAGGUCGCCCGUCAAGUGCCUAAGGAGAAGGCGUUCGACUAUGUGUUCGGCUACAGCGUUGCUCAGGACAUUUCGGCACGUGACUGGCAAAAGGAACGCAACGGUGGCCAAUUCCUUCUGGGCAAAUCUAUGGACACCUUCUGCCCGCUGGGCCCUGCCGUGGUGCACAAGAGCCUGGUCAAGAAUGUGUACGAUUUGCCGCUGAAAACGUGGAUCAAUGGUGUGGAGAAGCAAAACGGCAAUACGGGCAAUAUGAUCUACAAAAUCGAUGAUGUCAUUAAUCGACUAACCCAAUCCAUUACGCUGCUGCCUGGCGACAUCAUUUUGACUGGCACACCAAAAGGCGUGGGAAUGCACCGCAGUCCGCCAGAGUAUCUGAAACCAGGAGAUGUCAUCAAGACAGAGAUUGUUGGUCUGGGUACGAUGUCUAACCCAGUGGUUGCCCCUUGCAUAGCAAACUAAUUGUUCCAAAUGUUAUUAUGUUAA
Messenger RNA from Drosophila novamexicana, 979 nucleotides. Its product is annotated as fumarylacetoacetate hydrolase domain-containing protein 2. The record is from RefSeq and is a predicted model, not a curated record. NCBI's taxonomy places the organism in Eukaryota, Metazoa, Arthropoda, Insecta, Diptera, Drosophilidae. Bases 62 to 955 code for a protein of 297 amino acids. The transcript has 3 exons. Gene Ontology annotation, molecular function: hydro-lyase activity.